This is a messenger RNA of Triplophysa rosa, 6696 nucleotides long. It is a transcript of the gene kcna1a, whose product is annotated as potassium voltage-gated channel, shaker-related subfamily, member 1a. Gene Ontology annotation, molecular function: delayed rectifier potassium channel activity; protein binding. The record is from RefSeq and is a predicted model, not a curated record. NCBI's taxonomy places the organism in Eukaryota, Metazoa, Chordata, Actinopteri, Cypriniformes, Nemacheilidae. Gene Ontology annotation, biological process: potassium ion transmembrane transport; protein homooligomerization. The transcript is spliced from 2 exons. Gene Ontology annotation, cellular component: dendrite; synapse; membrane. Bases 773 to 2251 code for a protein of 492 amino acids.
AAUACAGUGCAACAAUAUGUUGAGCAUGAUUAAGGAAUUAUUCCUUCUCCCUUAUCGAUUCCCCCCUUUAAGAACCCUUUCGCCUCCAUACCCCCAUGUCAGUGUGUCCAGAUAAAACAGACCGCUCGUCAUCUUGUCUACUCGUAAGAGGGGAAUUUUGCUGAUGCAGUGAUGUCUGGAAAUGGUAUGGUUCGCUCUUGCCCCCUUAAUGUAUCUCCCGCCUGAGCUGCAGCAUUACAAUUUCUCAUGCAGUAUAAGCCAUUUACACCGAGGUGCCGCCGCAAGAGCGGAGGGGAGGACGUUGCGGCUUCGUGUUGUUUUUUUAUAGCGUCUUGUUUUUUUAGCGCGCUUGUAUUAAAUGUGAAGCUUUGAACUCUAUUUCCAAGCCAUACUUUAUUUCAUUAUAGCAUCGCUGGAGAAUGUCGCCAAUCAUUUGCUCUAUGGAUGUGAGAUUUAUGAGCAGUGUGGACCGCAGCGGAACAGUCCGAAAGUAAGAAGAUGUGAAAAUGCAUUUCAAGAGCAAUAUAUAGACGCAAACAGGCAUUGCUUCAGUUACGAGAAGCAGCCGUAGUGGAUGCAGCUGAGAGGAGCGAUGACAACCGCAGUGGGGCCACACUGAGGAAAGAUCAAGUUAUACCCUACCCGGGGAUACCUGAAGACUUAUUCGAGAAAGGGAGGAAAGCGACGCCUCUGGGAGGGUGAUUGGAUGUCUGCUCAAUUAAAUUAACUGCAAUUCCACAACUCCUGCAGAGCUGCGACUUUGACCUGCAGGAUGACAGUCGUGGCUGGGGACAACAUGGAUGAGACUUCUGCGGUGCCGGGGCAUCCGCAGGACACGUACCCCCCUGACCACGACGAUCACGAAUGCUGCGAAAGGGUGGUCAUCAAUAUAGCCGGGCUGCGCUUUGAGACGCAGCUUAAAACUCUCGCUCAGUUUCCAGAGACUCUGUUAGGUAACCCAAAGAAAAGGAUGCGCUAUUUCGAUCCCUUGAGAAACGAGUACUUCUUUGACAGAAACCGUCCGAGUUUCGAUGCCAUUCUGUACUAUUAUCAGUCCGGGGGGCGGUUGAGGAGGCCUGCAAACGUGCCGUUGGAAAUGUUCUCGGAGGAAAUUAAGUUCUAUGAACUUGGGGUGGAUGCGAUGGAGAAAUUUCGCGAAGACGAGGGCUUCAUCCGUGAGGAAGAGAGGCCCUUGCCCGAGCGUGAGUUUCAACGGCAGAUCUGGCUUCUUUUCGAGCAUCCCGAGAGCUCGGGGCCGGCCAGAGGAAUUGCUAUCAUUUCUGUUAUGGUGAUUUUAAUUUCCAUUGUGAUUUUCUGUUUGGAGACCUUACCUGAACUGAAAGGGGACACGGCGGGACGGAUAACAACUAUAGGCAACAUUACCUUCUACUACAAACCAAACAUCCUGACCGAUCCCUUCUUCAUCAUAGAGACCCUCUGUAUUAUCUGGUUCUCCUUUGAGUUGAUAGUGCGCUUCUUCGCGUGCCCGAGCAAAGCGGCCUUCUUCAAGAACAUCAUGAACACCAUCGACAUAGUGGCCAUCAUCCCCUACUUCAUCACGCUGGGCACCGAGUUAGCCGAUGACCCUGAAAGCAAGGAAGGAAAGGGGGAGCAGGCAACAUCACUGGCCAUCCUCAGGGUGAUUCGUCUGGUCAGGGUGUUUCGAAUCUUCAAGCUGUCCAGGCACUCCAAGGGCCUUCAGAUUUUAGGGCAGACCUUAAAAGCCAGUAUGCGAGAACUCGGAUUGCUAAUAUUCUUCCUCUUCAUCGGUGUCAUAUUGUUCUCCAGCGCUGUGUAUUUUGCAGAAGCCGAAGAGAAGGAGUCUUUUUUCACCAGUAUCCCUGACGCCUUCUGGUGGGCCGUUGUGUCAAUGACCACCGUGGGCUACGGGGACAUGGUGCCGGUGACAAUAGGGGGUAAGAUUGUAGGCUCCCUGUGCGCCAUCGCCGGCGUGCUGACCAUUGCCCUUCCUGUGCCCGUCAUCGUGUCCAACUUCAACUACUUCUACCACCGAGAAACUGAAGGAGAAGAGCAGGCCCAGCUUCUCAACGUGAGCAACCCCAACAUCGCGUCCGAUUCCAACUCUAGCCGCCGCAGCUCCUCCACCGUCAGCAAGUCCGAGUACAUGGAAAUAGACGGAGACAUAAACAACAGCAUCGACAACUUCAGAGAGGCCAAUCUCAGAACUGGAAACUGCACUAUCACAAAUCAGAACUGCGUUAACAAAAGCAAGCUGCUAACGGAUGUCUAGAGCUCAGUACUGAAGUGUGGGACAGUAGAAGAUUCAGUCACGUACGAAUGCUUAUCUUACCUCCUCUUGUGAGCCCUUGCAAUGCGAAAAUCUCUACAAUGCAGAACAAUAAACCAAAACAUAUAAUAUAACUGAGAUCAUUCAAUAUAUAGUCACUCUAAAACAUUUUCAAAAAAGAAUGGAAAAAAACUAUGUACAACAACCACAGACGCACACCUAGCUAAUGUCCACAGGCUUUGAAGGACUCGUGAUGGCUGCCUCUCGCGAGACAACUUUCGUGUGGAUAUAAAACCAACACGCAUGGACCGCAGAUUACAUUUCAGCGAGCUGCACGCUGCAUCCGGGAAAAGAUGUGCAGAGACGUCUGCAGCGUUCGCUGGACACCUCGACUGUCCUCCCCAAGGUAUACAAGAUCAACUGACCAGCAAAGCACCUUAUAAGACGUAUCUUCUGCUGGGAUGCUAUGGAGGCCAAGGUCAUCGCCCCAUGGACAUCCGCAUUGCUGCUAUUUUCCAGCAGAUGCUGUAAUUUAGAUAUCACCAAGUGAUCAAUUGCCAUGCCCUUUAGAUAUAAGACAGCACAAUGCCGAAAGAACAGCCUCAUAGUUAGCAUGUUUAGACUCUCCUCAUUUUGAUAUCGGCAUGCCUGACGCAUUACCUCAUGACGAAACUAAUUUCAGUUUCUUUGGUUUCUCUUCAUCCCCUCCAUCGAUCCCCUCUCAUUCGUUGCCAUGAGAAGUGCACUAGUGCAUCACGAUUUGAGAUGUUUAUUAUUUCAACGUAUUUAAAAACUGAAUGUUUAACCUUACGGGAAACAGAACCUUAACGAUAUCAUAGCAUGUCAAAAGAACCUGCAUUAUGGCCUAUUCGACUAAGGUACUGUGUAUCCUAGUAUAUUUAAUGCAUGACAUCGGUAUAAAUACAGCUUGUUGCAAUUAAGACGCCUCGUAAGGGUGUCGGCGUUACGAUCAGGGAAACCAAGGAACGCCCGUUCCCGACUUUUUCUGAAAUGUGACAAAACAUAUAUGCAAGCCCCAACGCCGGGAUGCAAACUUUUCAAUCUAAAACGUAGACGAAGACACCGAAAAAGAGCUAUCGAGACACUAUCGAAGUGCAUAUAAUCAUACUUAGCGCACAUGUUAAAAAAUGACUAUAACUUUAAUAGCGCAGUGCAUGGGCAUUCUCUCGAAAAAGAUAAAAAAACGCAGGCGAUUAUACUUCAUGCUUCCAUUUUGCGAUCAAAUAUAGGCAGAUAUCCGAAAUCGCUUAGCGGGAUGCAAAAGAAAACACGGCAGAGUUACUCAUAUUAGUUGCUAGUGCCUUUAACCUUCUCAGCAACCAGACAGAUGAAAAGUGCCUCUGAGUGAGUUUUAGGCAGGCAAGGGGACUGUCACAACGUAUGUUGAGGCUGCUCAUUACAGUGUAACAGAAUGCAUUUCAUUCGUCGUUGUUUCAUUUCGUUUUUCGUUUUGACAUGCACAGAAUCCACCUUCUCUGGGUUUUCAUGCACUUGAGUAUGAAAUUGGAAGACGUAUGAGGGAACCUUUUGGAGUUUCAAAUCUGCCUUUGUUUGUGGUUUAGUUAUGUUGUGCCAUAUUAAAGAGUCUACCUCAGUGAGGUUACCGCACAGCUCACCGCAGAGCAGAGUAAAACAGCCUGUGAAGUGUGACACGUUAGAAAUAAUAUGCUUACAUUAACCCAGAAUCAGCCUUUUUUAAGCACUUAGAACAAAUGCAACAAUGUCACCGCCCCUGACUCGGUAAAGCUUCUAUGCUAAGCACAAUCAACAGUCAAAUCCAUUUGUUUUUGUUGUACAUCUGUGAGGAGAGACCUUGAGACAACAGCACAGAUUUUCCUAUACAACAGGGUUUAUCAUAAAAAAAGUUAUGUUUACAUCAUUUAAAAGUGAUUUAUGUGGUACCUUAGACUGUUAGACUGUGUUAGGCCAUCACCCGACUUGGCAUGUUUAUAUAUGUUCUUUCCGUACCGGUGCAUUACUUGGCACAUGAUAAUUGACCAAAUUGAACGCAGACUUGAUUAAAUUUAGAAACAUAACUUAUAAAGUGUAUUGAUGGAUUAAACAUUCAUGUGAAACCGUGUGCUAAUGGUUUGCAUUGAUGCUAAUGUGACCCGAUUGGUUCAUUCUAACGCAAAGGGCUCCUUGUUUUUUUUUUUAUUGAAUGAAUUGUGUAGGCCUAACUUUUGUAAUUCCCUUGAAAAGAAUCAAAGAAAUCACCGUUUUGAAAAGGUAACACGAGUCUGUUUUGAGGUGAUUUCGUUUAAUGAACAGAAGCGAGUCUGCCAGAGUUGCCAGGUCAUGUGACCUUUAUUGAUCAUUGAGGUGGGAUUGUAAACAAAGGCAAACAACAGUAUUUUAGUUUUGAUUUGUCUUUACCACUGUACGAUUUUAGUCAUCUCUGUCACACUUUUGUGCUAGUAAGAACUAUUCAGGGUUUUAUCAAUCCGUUUUUGUUUAUGAUGAUUAACAUUGUUAAUCAACGAGAAAAGUGAAUGGGUCUAGCGAGCAAAAUGACUUUAAAGGAUUUAGUUUUUAAUAAGAAAUGUACAUGCAUAAAAUGUCAGAUGUGUAAACAGCUUAUGAAAAACCUGAAAAAGCCGUUUUAAAAAUAAAGGUUCUAAAAGCAACCCUUUUGCAACCAUUUUUGGUUCUACAAAGAACCUUUUAAGUCAAAGGUUCUUAAAGGAACUAUUUCCUUCUUACCUUUUUAUAGUCUGUAGAAGCUUUUUUCCAUUAUGAAGAACUUUUUGUGCAACAGAAAGGUUCUAUGGAUGUUAAAGGUUCUUUAUAGUACCACACAGUCAAAAUGGUUCUUCUAGGGCAUCAUUUAGCACCUUUAUUUUCAAGAGUGAAAGUUUAAUUUUAUUUAUGCUAAACUGAAUAGUUUGAAACUUGGCAUGUGAGUUGUUGUCAAACCCUAUGGUGCUAUGCAUAAACUUAAAUAUCACACGACUAUACCAUGAAUCAAAGCAAUAGGGUAUUACAGGAUUGUCCAUAAUCCAUGUUUUAACAUAUACAAAGGGCUGUGGCUAAAAUCUAGAGAACAAUAGGAAUUUAAAGCUCUCAUCAUGCCAGAAGUACUGUAAUGUCCAUCAGUGAUAAUGUGGUAGUUGGCAAAAUUCAUAAAUGUACUUUGAGUAUAACAGAAAAGGCUAAACAUAACAGACAUGUUCCCAGAAGUGUUGUCCACUCACUAAAUCAAAUUAUGCUUUUAGAAGUUUCCUUUAGCCACUGAUCUGAGGUUAUUACAGUUUAUGAGCGUACAGUAAAUGAUGGCUGGUCUCGGAUCAGUUGAGUCUGUAAAGGUAUAAAUCUAUAAUGGACAACAUUAUUUUUUCUGUGUAUACAUUUGCGUUCAGAAUUUCUCGACAACAUUUUAAAAAAGGGAUAACAUUGUAAAUACACCGCAGUGAAGUCAAAACGAUACAGUAUUAUAAACCAUGCCUUGAGAAAGUGAUGUUCCAUCAUGUCUAUAAAGACCCAAUGUGAAGGCAUGUUGGAGGAAUUCUUGUACUAAUGUUCCCAGGUUGUGGCCUUUUGGAGGAUGUUGCAAACAUACUUAUUUUUCUUCACCUGCGUGGCCUCGUCUAGCUAUGCUACCAUGUUGCGUCCAUGUGGCACUAUAGAUAACUGUGCUUUAAAGAACCCAUGCCCUCGAUAAAACUACAGCAGACUCCCAAAUGGGUCCAUAAGACAAGCCAUUACCAAUAUAUAGAAAGAUUAUAGCUUGUGUUAUCGAUAUCACGAAAUAAAUCCAAUAAAUGGCAUUUGCAUCAAAAAUGUACUGUACCGUACCACCAUACCGAACCAAAACUCAACAGCAACCUAGCAAUUGCAAAAAUCUGCAUGGUGUAUGGAAGACUGCAUGAGCUUAGCCUAUCAAAACUGAGGAUCAACUAUAUUCUGGUUGCAUCAUUUUAAGCCCUUGCUGUCAUUUGUUCCUGAAGCCAUCUUCAUUAUUUAUACGGCAAUGUUUUUUCUCUUUCCUUUUGUUUGGGAAAAGUUCUUUAAUCUGUCAAACUCCACUGAUCAGAUCAGAUCAGAUCAGAUCAGUUUGUUGUUUAUUUGUUUACUUUCAAGAUGUUAAAUCACGGAUUGAAAAUGUCAUGCAUUUGAAAAAAACUUAAACCAAAACAGAAUCCAGGAUUCCCACAAUACAGCCAAAAGAAAGUACUGACCAUUUCAGCUGUGUGUUUAUGUUCGGUGACGGCUUCAUGUUAAUGUUUGUUCCAUGUACAUUUGGUCAAACUGCUCAUGUUGUCUUAAUGUGUUUCUGUAUGUUUUGUGUCUUCGUUAUGCUAAAUUACGCUGUUUAACUUGUCCUACAUUGACAACGGCAUGGUCUGCGAUCUAUGCAAGGGUUCUUCUGUUUAUUAUGUCAAAUAUGAUUUGAUCAUACAUCUGAAUCAAUAAAUUUUUAAUUAUCA